UUUCAUUUCGGUUGUCUCGAGCGCGAUGUCGGCGACAAAGCCGUCAGCGACGUCAAAUCGCAACGAGAGAUGUCGGCGUAGCGUUCGUUCGUUGUGUCUGGCGUUCGUUUGUCGUUUGUGAGUCUGUCAGACGGUCGCGAAUUUUUUUCCGGGCGCUUUUUUAACCACUAUUUCAACGCCUGCUUGACUCCACGAUAAUUUGAUUUUUGACCGGCAACGUUUCCAGAAUUGUUUGUAGAAUUUCUUUUGUGUGCGCGCCCGAGUUUGCGAGCGUCCAAUCGUUUGUCGGAGGAAGUGGAAAAGGGAAAUAUUUCGGCGGCGACCAGAGGAACACACACAGUGCGUCGAAUUUUGUGCCGUCGCGGGAUUGUGCAAAAAUCUCGUUUUGUUUUGAUUGUGUCGCCGAGCGAAGGGCGAAGUGAGCGGCGCGCGCUGUCCGAGCAGCAGCCAAGUCCAAAAGUGCGAGAUAAGUGAAUUUUGAGGUGUUCGAAGGUCCGCGGACCUGGAAUUGGGAAAAGUGACGGAAGUUGGAAAGGCCCCCGGUGCGAGUGCACGCUUGAAGGAUUAAGUGCCGCAACCGGAUCGGAGGACGGGCAGCGCUCCUCCCGACUGUCUGGAGUGUCCUGGUGUGAAUGACCUAGUGCAAUGCCAUCGCCGGUUCCGGGAAAGUCUCGCCCUCGUCGAGUUCCCUCGUGCUUUGGUCCUUAGGGUAGCCGCCCGGGCGGUGGAGCAGCCACUUCCGGCGGGACCUCGGCUAAGUGCAAUUCGCCCUUGGGGAUUGCUCGGAUUGCGAGUGAAAUCCGCGGGAAGCAAUCAGUUGUGCAGUGAAACAGGAACGGAUGCAAAUAAUUGCGGCGCAUUCCUCUCCGGGCAGUGUGUGCUCGCGAAUUCCGUGCAGAAGUGCUUUUUAAAUAGUUUUCAGUGUUGCGUAAGAGAUUUCGCCUGCUUUGCGUGUUGUCGCGAGAAUUGGGAAACGGGCGAAAGUUGACAUCUGAGUGUUUUGUUGUUACGUAUGACCGCGUUCGGCCUCCACCCCGUCUUCCCAGCAAACUGUCGACAAAGGCAAGUGCUCCAGUUAGAAGUCCUCGAAUGCCUGGUACCGCUUUUCACAACCAACGAGUGCCCGCUCGACACCCAACCGCGACAGUGAAGAAAAUGUACUCAACGUCCCCCGAAUUGCUCGUAAAAAUGCGAGAAAAUGCUCCGCCAGUGGCCAAAUCCAGAUUAGUGCUGCUUCCGUUCUCGAUUCUUUGCAUAGCGAUUGACUAGAAGCUGGCAGAACAGCUGCAGGAAAGCUGUCCGGGAAUCCGCGGAGCGGGAGCAAAAGAUAGUGGCCGCAAGUGCCUCCAACGGCGACCACGGUCCUCGGUGCCCGUAAAAAGUGCAGAAAAGGAGGAUUUGAGUGAGUGAAAUACUUAAAAUCGGCCAAAAGUGUCGGGAAGCCUACGCCGGCGGAUCGUUACGAAAAUAGUGCGGUCGGAGUGCAGAACAAAUUCCUCGGGGCUCCACGCGAAUAUUUGACGGCCAGAGGAACGUCCCGCCGCGCGUUCCGCACAUUCGCUGAGUUUCUACACUGAUUUGGUGCGGACCCCCGUCUUGUUCCCGUGGAGCUGGUGCGAUACAUGAGUGUCGUUCGCGCGCCCGUGUCUUGAUCUAAUUUCGGUCGGUAUUUCGGAUUUGGACGACGAGACUGCGUUACUGUCUCCGCAGGAGCAAAGCGGUUUUUACACGCUCAUUUGGCUUCUAAAAUUAGCUGUUGUUUUCUCGAUCCAAGAGCGAUUGAUCGCGCGGAGUUCACGGAGCGGGAGCAGAGAGGCCGCUUCAUCUUGCCACCCCAAGCGCACCCAGAAUUUGACGCAGGAACCAUAGCUGCCAAAAAUCGCAAUCAUCCAUUCAACAGAACCUUGAGUUUGUCAUCUUUCCCCAGAGAGAGUUUGGUUUUUUUCGACAUGACGGAAUUCGUCACGCCCACCAUUCGCACGGUACUGAAAACGUACCAAAACAGUGCGACUAACAGUCUGCAAGGUCCCGGACAAUCACUACCCACCCAGAGCCCCACCUCCUCCCUCGGAACCAUAAUCAAAAAGGAGCCCUUGAGCUCUCCCGAGCCCAUAGACACCGUCGAUCCUCCCCCGAUCCCACUCCGGCCCCCUGAACUCCCCCAGCCCAUUCUCACGGCCCCUGACCCAGGACGCGGGGAGCUCUACCAGACUGAACUUGAGGGCAAGCCCAUUGGCUGCUUCCUGCUGGGCGGCGAGAUGCGCCUGUGCCUGCCGCAAUUUCUGAACAACGUCCUCAACGACUUCUCGCUCGACCAGAUCAACAGGAUCUUCGACGAACUGCGCAUUUUCUGCUCCCAAUGUACCCCCGGCCAGUUGAUGGAGUUCAAAGCGGCCAAGAUCCUGCCCGACGACGUGAAGGCCAGUGGCCUAAUAACGCGAACCAACGCCGAGCGACUGUGCAGCGCGCUCCUCCAUCGUUCUGAAAUGCGCGCGUCGAACAUCGACAUUCCCAAGGGUGCCAUCUCGUUCAAGGUCUACCAUCGAUGCUUCGGCAAAUGCGACGGGAUCUGCACUCCCGAACUCUACACAACUUACUUGAAUCCGGCCUGUAUUAUGUGCAUGGAGUGUAAUCUGAUGUUUACGCCGCAGAAAUUCGUGGGACACGUGCACAGACAAAAGGAGAAUCGCACGUGUCACUGGGGAUUCGAUUCGCGUAAUUGGCGUGAUUAUUUACAUGUGGCGUUCGAUGCUGAUAAUCGCGAGAAAUACGCAAAGAUGCUGGAUGAGAUGCGGGACUUGGAGCAACAGGAGCGACGAGAUGCGUGCUUGAAAAGAAAGGCGGAAAUGAUGGAAGAUCCACUGAUUAUCCUACCACCAACAUGUAAACGUGAUCCAUCGUUAGACAUUCCAUCAAAGAAAUCGAAAAUCAUCGAUGAAUCAUAUUUACUUGAAUAUCAGCGGUAUCAGGCGCUCCUCUAUGCCCAAGCCCACUAUGCACAACACGAGCAAUUAUCCGCAUUUCGACCUUGGACCCCGAAGCCAACUCUCCUUCAUUUGCCAUAUAGUACAGUGGCUGCAGCAGCGGCCGCUAACUUGCCAUAUCUAAGUCAAGAACCUCCCGUGUUGCAAAAUCCUGAACGUGUUGUUCGGCACACCGAAAGUGAACGUUUUGAGAGAACAUUUCAGCCAAAUGUUGCAUUGGCACCGCGCAAAAAUUUUCUAUCAAAAGAACGUGAACGCGAAAGGGAACGGGAACGUGAACGUGAGCGAGAAAGGGAAAGGGAACGUGAACGGGAAAAGGAAAGAGAGCGUGAGAAGGAAAGAACUAAUGCUGCCAUUACAAAUCUCAUUGAUACUGAAAUACAAAUAAAACAAGAACGGCCAAGCUCGCCUGAAAUUAUUGCACAAUCAUCACCUGAAGAAAUGCGUUUAGCUUCACCAACAAGCAAUAAUCAUCAGUCAACAAUCGGUCUUCAUUCACAUCGCCCGCAUCAAAUUCAUCAGCCACACCGACUCCAUUUACAACAACAACAGUCGCCCCUGAGCCAAUGUACAACAACAACUUUGUCGUCAGCGCUUCACCAACAGCAGCAUAAUAAUACGCCAUCAGCGCCAGUAAGCCCUGAAGAGAUUUCAGGUUCGAAUGAGAUUACCUCAUCAACAUCACCGGCACCGAAUACAACAGCCACUAACCUUAGUUGUAACAACAGUGCCCCCAGUACCCCGACACCCGCAAACCAUCAACACCAUCAGGAUCAACAAAAAUCGUCAACACCAACAGCAUUGAUGUUGACUACGAUCAGUCAAAAUCACCAGAAAACUGCCGAAAAUAACAAUAUGAGUGUCUGUGUACCAAGUCGUAUUCAUCACAUUAAUAAUAAUCUAAGUAAUACUAGAAUACGUUCACCAACACCGCCAUCGAUACGAGAGCAAUAUAAAUAUAAUAACUUAAGCGUUGCAAAGCAGCAUCUCCAACAAAGAAAUGUUCUGCAACACCAACAGCAAUCGCCGCCACAGUCGACAACAGCAUCAUCAUCGUCUACUUCAUCGUCAAAAACAUUGUCGUCUUCCAAUGUACUAGUUAGUGGUGUAAAUAAUGGAAGCAUUGGUGUAGGAGGCGUCGUUGUAAAGAACCUGAGCAAUGGGAUUUCGCUGGGCGGCAAUCCCGAGUUUGAGUUGUCUACCGACACCGACGAUGAUAGUUUGACUGGCGAACCAGAUAGUAGUAACAUGCCACCUGGCCCAUGGGAGUUGGCUUCUGACGCACUGAAAGACACUCGACCAAAUGAAAGGGAUAAAAUCCUUCACAUAAUAAGGACCCUCAUGAAUGAAAACGCGCAAUUGCGGCACUGUGGUGCAGAGAACGCGAGGCUUUUGGAAGAACUCCGAGUUCGUGAUGAGCAGAUUGCGGAACUGAGGCAAGAACUGUAUCAUAGAUUAAUGUUAACAUCAACAACAAUUACAACGAAACCCCUUGGCGACAGAAGAUCGCCAACCCCACUCAUAUUUAAUAAUGAGCAAAAAUUUGCUGAGACAUCCUCCAGCGUGGGUAGCGUGAUAACCAAGGCUGAAAGUUGCUGUCCCGUAUCGCACAAUGACGUUACAAUUACUCCAACGUUCAAUUGCAACCAUCCUGUCCAACGCCUCAAAUCUGAAACGGAGCCAAUCAAGGUACCGUUGAAGAAAUCAUCACGCCGCAGCCCCGAAGAUACUGUGGUCGUCCUCAAUCACCACCACCGCGAAGUUGGCGGUGGCGAUUCUAAAGUCCUUCAGGAAUCCAACAUCAACAAAGCAAUAAUACCAACGUCAUCCUCAACCUCAUCGUCAUUAUCAUCGAAUACAACGAUAAAUAGUAAUAACAAUCAACCACAAUCGUCGCCUGUAUCGCAGCAACCUUCACCAACAACCACCACACCAACGACGGUUGCAUCAUCAUCUUCAUCAACAGCCGACUCGGGUGAAUUCGAAUCACCUGCAGGAAAACCACAACAGCGUCAACAAUCGCUUCACCAAUCGAGCGGUGCAAGUAUUAAAUGCGAUUGAGUAGUGAAGAGGUUUAGUAAGUUUCUGAUAAGUUCUUGUUAAGUUUUACUCUCUUCUCCUACAUUAUAGGCUGAUUAUAGUUGUUAGUGUAGAUAUGUGAUUAGUUACUUUUUAAAUCGUCCCUGCAUUAUUCUCAUUUGUCUCUCCACAUUCAUGCCUGCCAUUUUUCUCUUUACAAAUAUUUGUGAAUUUUUUUAAAGCUAAAUCAGCUUUUUUGGUUGUUCGCUUUUUUAAUAAAAAUUUUAGUUGGUUAGAUGUAAAUCUAGUUGUUGAAUUCUUGUUAGAGCUUAUUUUCUGUGAAAAUAAGAUAACGAAUUUCGGGGAGUGUGGAAGAGGGUAAUAUAAUUUUUUAGUAUGAUUUUGUCUUGUAGUUAGGAAUAUUAGAUGGAGACUAGGUUUUAAAAGGAAAUACACUUUAUAUUCUUUACAAUUCACCCAUCGAUGCUGAGGUGAUGAGACGGUACCCAGGAACUUCCUACUGAAGGUUCACUGUGGGACAAUUUUUAUUAUUAAGUAUUUUCACAUAGUUUGGAAUUGACUGCUUAUGUUUUAAAAAUUCAAUUGGAAAUUUCGUCGGAAUAUUCACUCUGUUCAAAAAUGUAAAAUAUAUAGUGCCAAAGAAUGAGAUGUCAAAAGCGAAACAAGAAUUCCUCAAAUGAACCUUUUCUUUCUCCCAAGAUGAUUAGUAUAUUUUGUUCCACUGCCUUCGUCAAGUCAUAGCAUGAAUUCUUUGUUAUUAUCUCCUUUUAUUGUUUCAUGAAAACCCACCAAAUUUUCCAAAUCAGAAAUCAAAUGAAAUGCUAAUCUAGACAAGUGUUUCAAAUAUAUUUUCAGUACUUUAUUCAAAAGUGAAUUUAAUCGUAUUAUUUGUAUCAAACCGAGAUUGAGCGUGUCGCAAAUACAGUAAACAAUGACGACAUUGACAAAAGUCAAGCCCCAAUAUUUUAAAGUAAGAUUUAAAUAUAACUCUAAUAGUAAGCUGGAGAGUUAGACGAGCAGUCAGUUCACUUUUUGGGUAUCAAAAAUAUAUGUACAAUCUUUUUCAAGAAGAAAAAAUAAAUUUUAGGGAAACCGAAACCUCUGUGAAACAAUUUCAAAAAUAUUAAUGUAUAAAUAUAAUUAAUAAUACUUAAAAGUAAAAUUACGUUUAAGGAUAAUUUAUUUAGAAGGUAGACUUUAAAUAAAAAAUCUUUGAGAUAAUUAGUCACAAAGUGACAGGAGUUUUAUUAUAAAGUAUAUUAACUAUAAUUAUACUACUUCAGAUUACAAAUUAAAAUGGAAAAAAGAUAUAAAUAAACAAAGUGUAAACAGUUUAAAUUAAACACAGUAGCAAUGUCAGAGAAAGUAAACAGGCAAAUAUAAAAUAUUUCGAAACAAAACGGAUAACACACAAGCUCCGGCUUUUGCAGUGAAGCAGCAUCAAAUAUUAUAUUAUCGAAAAGUUCAUAAUGGAAAUUAUAUUAAAAAAAUUGAAUCUGCGAAAAAUAAACAAGGCCCACAAUUUUUUUCAAAUAAAUAGAACAGCAUGCAGUAAUUAUGUUAAUAGAAACAAACGAGAAUAUAGUUCACAAACAAGUAAUAACGAUUAAAAUUAAAUAAAGAUCACAUGAUUCUAUUCAAUUCAUAUAAAUAUAUAAGUAUUUUAAGGUGAAUGAAUCAAUAUACAUUACAAAGACAAGCGAUUCAACGAACAAUCAAAUUGUUCUACGAGUCAUUAACACAAUUUACUUAUAAUGCUAGUGAGUAAACAUAGAAAUUUUUGAAUGUACAUUGCAGUUUUCUUUCGGUUUUUAAUGAAAAUUUCAAAUUAUUCUUGAAAUUUGUCGUGCAUGAAGUAAUUCUGAGGCAAAGUAAGAAUGUGAUUACUAAAGCUUUCAAAAGUGUUUCUUGGUUUUACUUAAAAUUUUCCGUUGUUUCCCUCUUCAGGAGUAUUUUUAUAAAAUUCGAAGAGAGUAAAUAGAAUCGAUAUAGACAACUGUUGUUUACGAUAUUUAGAGUUGAAAUAAAUAUAUUGAACUUAACUUAUUUGGAAAACUGAACGGAAUAAAGAGCCACGAUGUAAUUUGUAAAUGUAAACUUUUAUUGUCUCAUGAAAGUAUAUUUUUCAUAGUGGUUUCAUCAUCAUCAUGUUAGGCUUUUUUUGGAAACUUAUGAAAAAAUUAAGAUGAUCAUUGUCAGAAACAUUUCUAUGGAUAAACCAUAAAUUGAUAUAUUUUUCCCGAUUUUUUUACUUCAUUUUAUGCACCAGUUCUCUAUAGUUCCCUUUUGACUUCUCUCUGGGUGAUUCGCUCAAUUCAAAUGAACUUUUCAAUUUAUUUGAAGCCAGUGCUGGGAUUUGGGGUUUUUAACGAUUCUUCCGACCAUGUCAUUAUCUGAAAAUUCAUUGGGCUCAGUUGUUUUUCAUAUUCGAGACCUAAUAAGUCUUCAAUUUCACAACUGAAACUGUGGUUACGUUCUUGGUACAGUUACAAAAAUCUGGAAAUAACAAGUCAGGAAACCGGAAUCUGGAAGCUUCAGGCAUGAAAGGUUUUAUGUUUCGUCAUAUGAGGAAUUUCGAGCGCAUGGCUAUUCCACAUAAUAGAGCUGCAUUAUGACUUAUUUUCUUCAUUGUCUUCUUCUCUUCAUCUCCUUACUUUCCGCCUGAUGGUCUACGAACCAUUUGUUCAUUAGUAAAAUGUUCAAAGCCAUGAUCAUUGGCAUUACAAUUAACCUACUCAACAAUGUUCCCUUCAUCAACGCCACUUUCCCCAAUAAAUUAAAUUAACUAGAUCACAGGCAGAAACUUUUUCUUCAUCUUUUUUAUCUGCAGGCUAUUCCAAAGUAUCUUCUACAUUUGCCAAAAAUUGACGAGACGUUGUUUGACCAUCAUCAACCCGUCUGAUGCAUUGAAACAAGGGUUCCUUGGCUCAUCUAUUCCAAAAAUGGCGCAUUAAGUUCUUCAUAUGUGCUCAAUUUUAUACAUGUAUGGUUGCUAUGCAUUGUAUGGCAUUACCCGCGAUGGAGUUGUUACCCUUCCUUAAUGUGUGACUUAUUAUUCUGAUCAACAUGUCAGCAUCUGGUCCGUAUGUCGAGCAAGUUCUUCAUUAGCUAUUUGCUAAGCCAGCACCCCCCGAUGACACGACAUAGAUUGAAUUAAUGAAAACUUGGAGGUUUUGAGUAAUACUGGUUGAUGCAAGUUACAUUAAUUUAUCUUCUUCCCGUCAGAGAAUUGUUUCAUUAAUUCGAAUUUCGCUUGAAUUGAUAAAGUUCCUUCUUCCUCAGUCGGUGUCCCGUUCAAAAGCGGGGUCGGCGCAACUUGAUCGUUGCAGCAUUUUGUUUUGUCGAAGGCCUGAUCUAGAUGCAACCGCGAGGCUUUUAAAUCACCAUCCAGCGUAUCAGGCCCCCGAUAUUUCGGCCGGCGUUUUGGUCUUUUCCCAUGGACUUCGAUGUUUCAAAGUAAAUUCUCGUUAACACGAAGUAUGCCUCUCGCUAUUUUUCGACCAUCAGUGCACGCCCACAUCGAUCGCGAAUAUUCUCAUUUCGGACGUGAUCAUCAUUGAUUGUGACUUAAAAUCACGAUAAAAUACAAUACAUAAAAUACAUACAAACAUAAAAGCACAAAAGCAAGAAUUAAGUUAACAAAACCUAAAAUAAUAUGAGUGAAAAAAUGAAAAUGCCCGGGAGGAGGGAUUUCUCUUUUCGCUGGCUGUUGAGUAGUAUAUAGCCCUCCUGACCUCUGAAGUGGUAGAGUGAGAACAGUAUGUAUCGACUACUAAGAGUUAGAACAAAUAAUAAGGGUGGAUAAUUGAGAAUUUACUGUAUAAAGUAAAAAGUCCUCGGACGCACUAAAGUUCGACCCUUCCCGACGGCUAUCAACAAAACAGUUGAUACUUGCACAGUAUCUGGUUCGUCCCGCAUGCUUAUGUGCGUGUGUUGAUCUCAACUGAGUUAUACAUCGCGUUUAAUUUUCGCGAUAUUACAUUUCUCCAUAAUUGCAUUUGCCACCAUCGCAUGCUGUUAUCAGGGCUUUGUAAAAUCUUUUUACAUUAACUAUGUGGGAUAGUUAAAUAGGAGUUUAGAAAUUUAGCAAAUGUAGUACUUAAAAAUGAAAGCGAAUGAAGAACAUGUCUACAAAUUGUGAUUGGGGAAGAUAGCUAGUGAUUGGCCAAAAGUUUCAGCCAUUGAAAAUUCAGGAUGAUGGACGAGCCCUUGAAAUUUCUGGUUAGUGUGCGGUAUGUGCUCUAAUAACGGCUUUGUACCGAGGCCCUGGCGUAUGCCAUCUUUCCAUCGGAGGUAGAGUCUCCGACAUCUCUUUUUUCAACUCUAUAUAACAGAGUUUGGUCAUCUAAAUCCCUACGGCCUGUUAAGCGAAAUUUUACCCACAGCCAAAUGGUAGUUAUGUCGCCAGGGCAGUAAACAGUAAAUUCGACUCGAGCGAAAAUUAUGCGGAAAACGGGGACCGGGGGGAAAACUAUACCGCCUGGGCUGAAAAUUAUGUGAGCUCCUUUAUUAUCUCUUUUUCUUUCAUUGAAAUUUCUUUUCCGAGCCCCUCGUCAGGCCUGGAUAUCGCUUAUUAAUUUCUUGGUUGCUACGGAGUUAUCCAUUCUUUUGGAGGGUGCCAAAAAUUCGUCAGUAGCGGAAAGCGGUUAAGAAUUUUCAAUUUCUUUUGCUAAGAGCCCUAGUCUUCGAGGAAUACAUGAGGACUUGGGAGACCAUGCACGGAUUUUGUUAUCGUAGCUGUUAUUGAUUCUGAUUUUCGUUCCUAGGUAGAAUAAAUUACCAACGGAUUAGAAUUUAUAGUCCCCUCUCUUUGUUAUUGCAGUGGACCAAUACUAUGGAUGCUAUUUUUGUUUUUGAUGCUGAAGUCUCCCCCGUGUAUUUCGUCUUCACUCUUCUUGGUGAAGACAGUUUGCUCAUCUCGGGGUGUUCUUCCCAUUAUGAUAAUAUUGUCAGCAUUGGCCAGCAUUUGGGUGGGUUUGAAGGGAAUGAUGCCAUUAGCACUCACUUCAACGUCGCGAGUCACUUUUUUAAGGUGAGGUUGAAAAGAAUGCAUCAUAUAGCAUUCCCUUAAAAGUGACCCAUGUUGAUGAUGAAAGAUUUCGAGGGUGAUCCCAAUACUUCUAUCUCGCCUCACACGUUAUCCAGCCUUGCUAAUUUUGUCGGGGUAUCGAAUUGUCUCAUUUUCAUGUAAAAUUUCACCAUGGUUAUGCUAUCAUAGGCGGCAUUGAAAUCAAUGGUGUAGCUGGUGACAACAUUCCAACCGUUUUCCAUUGAAUGCCUUACAGUGAACACCUGAUUUACUUCCGAUUUGCCUCUUUAGUAUGGGCCAAUGAUUUUCUGAGCAUAUAGAGCUAUCUGGCCUAGUCUGAUAGCGGUAAAUAUCUCAUAGUUAAUAAUCAGCUACGUGAUACUUCGGAUGUAAUUCCAUCAGCUUCAAAUGAUUUAUGGUUCUUAAGCCGAUAAAUUUAAUAAAAUACCGACCGUUUUUUCGUGCAUGGGGGUGGUAGCAUUAACUCGCUAACAUUCUGGUUGUUGGGAAAUUCAAAAGAAUAUUCAGCUCACCGCUCCAAUAUUUCCAUGCGACAAAAUCGGAUCAACCUACUAACUUUUUGGUAAAACUUGGUUUUGCAUGACUUUCUUUUUCUGUCUAUGAAAUUUCUUCUUCGUUCAACGGAGUUCGUGGUACUUGUGCCUACGUUUUUUAAGAUUGUCCAAUGCGCAGUAUUCUUCUAUUCCGCUUAAAAAACUGUACCAAUGAUAAGCAUCUUGUACACAGGUAGGUCAACCUCGUUAUUAUUCCAGAUUCGCCCUUCCGAACGUUAUUUUAUGGGGUCUAGUAUGGUAAAAUUUCUUGCCUCAAGCCGUAUACUGCUCAUGCUUCACUGCCAUGUAAAAACAUUGACAUGAGGAGAUAUUUCAGUGAUGUGGUUCCCUUUGCUAGUAAGUUCUCUCGCGCCCUCUGUCAUUAAAGCUGAAAUGAAGUCACCAACGUUAAAGUAAAACAUCGUCAGUCACGAUGUUUCUAGCGAAAAGGUUAAAGAAUCGAAACGCAACACUAUCUCCGUCGCUAGUAGUAGUUUUUAUUUUGCAAUUACCAAGAAUUUCGAAAGCAGCUUGUUCCCUUCUUCAUCUUAAUUCACGGCUUGCCUAGUUGGUGCCGUGUUUGGAUCAUAAAUUUGAUCUUAUUUUCUAAGUUUCUUAAAGCUAUAAAUUUGCUUUCUGAUUGUAUGCAAAUAAUUCUUUUGCUUCUAGUAUAUUCUGUUACAUUAUCAACACAUGGUAAUCUUUGAAAAUCGGGUGGUGUGCGACCUAUGGCAUAUUUCAGAAGUACAUAGACACAGCAUUAAGACAAAGGAUUACACCCCCUUACUUUAAAUCUGAUUAAAGGUGAACAUAAUCAGGUCUUCUGUUUAAUAAUUUGAUCUGGGAUUCCAUAGCCAUCAUUGUUAUAAUAUUUCAGUCAUUUGUCCAUUUUCAAAGUAGCUGGUUUAUCAACUCGUUUUUAUUGCUUCUCUGAGAUGAGUCACGCCAAUUGCUUCGAAGCUUUCAAGAUUUUUCUUCAUAAGGUUAGCCCGGGUGGAGUUGAGAGGCUCUUAAAUCAUUGACUAGCAGGACAUGUAAUCGUCACUUUGUGUCCUUUGCCAUCGAUUUGGUUCAUUUUAGCCACCAAGUUGUCAUCAGUGUGGAUAACACCGUACCGUCGAAGGCGCUAUCUCACAACUUCUUAACGAUAGUUACGAUACUACAAUAAUGCCAUUUAAGGCGUCCAUUGAUACGGCGAUCGCAAGGUACAUAACUUGCAGAACAACCCUUUUUCCAGAUUACGAUGAGAGUACUGAUCCCGAUUUUGGGCAGGUCGCUGCUACUAACAGUGAUUAGGCCGAUCCGGUCGUCAAAAGAUCUUUUUACAUUAAAUUCGAUUCAAUGUCUGUCUGUCUGUCUGUCACACGCACUUCUCUCCAAAACGGCUAAACCGAUCCGAAUAAAAUUUGGUGGACAGAUGGGAACUACGAAAUCCCACGCAUACAG
This is a messenger RNA of Hermetia illucens (black soldier fly), 12053 nucleotides long. RefSeq lists its product as uncharacterized. The transcript has 2 exons. Bases 1950 to 5045 code for a protein of 1031 amino acids. Lineage: Eukaryota; Metazoa; Arthropoda; Insecta; Diptera; Stratiomyidae. Gene Ontology annotation, cellular component: nucleus. The record is from RefSeq and is a predicted model, not a curated record. Gene Ontology annotation, molecular function: SMAD binding; RNA polymerase II cis-regulatory region sequence-specific DNA binding; DNA-binding transcription factor activity, RNA polymerase II-specific. Gene Ontology annotation, biological process: negative regulation of BMP signaling pathway.